Mesocricetus auratus (golden hamster) is the source of this 796-nucleotide messenger RNA. Its product is annotated as cornifin alpha. Bases 29 to 499 code for a protein of 156 amino acids. NCBI's taxonomy places the organism in Eukaryota, Metazoa, Chordata, Mammalia, Rodentia, Cricetidae. The record is from RefSeq and is a predicted model, not a curated record. The transcript is spliced from 2 exons.
AUGAAAACAGAGCAGCUAUUUCCUCGAGAUGCCCCUUCUUAUAAAAACCCAGCUGGCCGUUGCCUUCACACAGGAUCCACACUACCAGAGAGCCUGCUCUUCUCUGCACAUAAGGACCAAGUGCUAUCUAAACAUGAGUUCCCACCAGCAGAAGCAGCCCUGCACUGCACCCCCUCAGCUGCAACAGCAUCAGGUGAAACAGCCUUGCCAGCCACCGCCCCAGGAACCUUGUGGCCCCAAAACCAAGGAGCCCUGCAACCCCAAUGUUCCUGAGCCCUGCAACCCCAAGGUUCCUGAGCCCUGCCAGCCUAAGGUGCCUGAGCCCUGCCAGCCUAAGGUGCCUGAGCCCUGCCACCCCAAGGCGCCUGAGCCCUGCCACCCGAAGGCACCUGAGCCCUGCCACCCCAAGACACCUGAGCCUUGCCACCCAGUUGUUCCUGAGCCCUGCCCCUCAAAUGUCACUCCGGAACCAUGCCAGCAGAAGACAAAACAGAAGUAAUGCCGUCCACAACCAUGCCUUGAAGAUCUGAUCACUGCAUGCCAAGGCCCCUUUCCACUCUGCUUAUUCAUCCUAUUGCCCUGUGCUUCACACGAUGUGACCUUAGGUCUUAAUCCCUCCCAUUUGCACCACCUAAAAAGAUGUCUCUCACAUUCAUUCUCAGGGGUUCCUGAGCCUCUCAACAUGGCUCAAAGUCUUGACUAAUCUUCCCAUGGCUCAGGAUUCAUCUGAAGGGGGAUAGGGAGUGAGACAAGUGAAUUUUCAAUGUUCUUCUCCAAUUAAAUAUCUUUAACUCCA